GACUCUCUAGUCAGACCCCCCACCAUAAACAGCUGCAACAACACGCUGGUCUUCCUGGGAACAGAGCAGAGAUGUGAACAAAGUCAUUUUGACAGAUCAGCAGGUCUGAGGGGGAACCUGAGCAUACUCAUCUAUAACAGGUUUCCUGUGUGUGCCUCGAACUGAAGACGUACGAGUGUUUAUUCCUCAAGAUUUGGAGUUUACAAACCGAUCGGAGAAGGAUCUGCCUCACUGCUUGUGCAAAAUAUCAUUUUUGAGCUCUUUUUUUCUAGGAAAGUUAAAGAAGGUGAGUGAAAUCCUCUUUCUUUCUUUCUUUCUUUCUUUCAGUCAUUUAGAUCAAUUGGUUUUAUUCAAGAAUUAUGCACUUCACAAGAAAGAAGUUACCCGCUUAAUUCUUGGAGAUAAUUUAUUGACUUGCUGCUACUUGUACAAGAUUUUGUUUGUUUUACACGAAUUAAACUGAAUAUCUUAGUCGGUUUGACACCAUUGCUUAGGUGUAAAACUGCACUUCUCUCAAACGUGUUCGUUGGAAAUUUAUCACAGGAUAUCAAUACCUUUUGUUGUGGUAAGGUGCCUUCCUGUGUCAUCUAGGUGUUGUUGCCUUGGUUACUAAGUAGAAGGUACCAGUAAGCAGGCGUUUUUUUUUUUUCACAACAGUCAGAAGGUGAUAACUAAGAAUAUUACGGUAACUGAAGACACAAAAUUUCUCACUUACGCUUCUCAUCUGUCUUUUUCCACCACAGGGACAAUCUUUCUGCUGCAGAAGCCCAAAAUAUGGGGAUCUGCCCCAUCAGAUGUCAUUCCAACAUGACGAUCCUGGAAAACUUAUCUGAACCUUCAUCUCAAGGUAUUUUUUACUGUUGUUUAUACUCACAGAACAAAGGGAGAAUGCAACAAGCUGAACUUAGUCAGUGUUCAUCUCCUUUUUUCCUCCUGCAGACCUCCAUGAGACUAUGAUUGUAUCUCUUUGCAACUACCCAUCCUUUGGAAAUACAGAUAUGACCAUGUGUUUUGGAGAACAACUCACCGUUACAUCAGAGUAUGUGACUGAAGUUCAAAUGUUUCCUCUUUAUGGUGUAUACCCUAACUCAGUGGUUCUCAAGUCCAGUCCUCGAGCCCCCCCGUCCUGCAUGUUUUGGAUGUUUCCCUGCUCCAACACACCUGAUUCAAAUGAUCAGCUCGUUAUUCAGUCAUUACAGAGCUUGAUAACGAGCUGAUCAUUUGAAUCAGGUGUGUUGGAGCAGGGAAACAUCCAAAACAUGCAGGACUGGGGGGAGGGGCUCGAGGACUGGAGAACCACUGCCCUAACUGAUGAAAUAUUAAUUUUUGUAAUGUUUAUUUUCUUGCAGUGAUGGUGAUUUUAUGAUGGUGAGAUCCUCCACAACAGGCUGUGAGAGCUACAUUCCCACCCAUUACACCGCCAAGGUGACAAACAGGUAAGGUUACCAGAAAACAUAGAACACAUGUUGAGGGUCACCAUUUGCGUGUGAGAAAAUGAGAAAGCAGAGGUGUAGUAGUUCAAAGGUAAAAAGAAAGGACGGGAGUUCCCUGAUGGGUAGGAGGAUUCUCUGUGUAGGUGAUCGUUGCCUCAGUGGAGAGGCAGGUUUGGAACCACACUUUCUGUUUUCUCUGGUGCCAUGACAUCAGUCUCUCUGCCUCCAGAAGUUUCAGACCUCUGAUAUUAUUACAGUGGAUUUUCCAAACUUGAAAUACAUAAUUAUUAAUUAUUUUUUUGUCCUUUCUUAGGUGGUUAUUCACAGGCAUCAGCAGGAACAAAGCAGUGGAACUGUUAAUGCAGCCUCAAAACCUGAGUGGAGCUUAUCUGAUCAGAGAGUCAGAGACAAAUGCAGGUCAGGCGUGUGUUUUCUUGAUUCUUCUCUAUUUUGUAAAUCACAUCGUAAAUCAUUUUGUCCAAACUGUAUAAACACUUUGUAUGAGGUUUUAGCAUUAAUAACAAUUUAAUUCCAUUAAAUGAAAUUAAAUUUAAGUAAUUUUCUCCUAGAAUUGACAUUUAAACAGCUUGAUUUCUUUUCAAUAAAACCAUUAGUUUACAGAAAUAUUGGUUAAAGCUGAACUGUUGCAUUGAUCUGGUGUUUCAGGUGGUUACUCGUUGUCUGUCUUGAAGAGGACUAACUCAACAUAUAUGGACUGCAUAAAGCACUACCGCAUCUUCAAACUCCCAAAUGGUUGGUUCUACAUAUCCCCACGGCUAACUUUCCCCUCCCUGCAACACCUGGUGGACCAUUAUUCAGGUUAGUACUGAUGCUGUGGUAUUUGUUGUGUCAAAGGUAAGAACAUCUCCACUAAAGUGAUGUGAAAAUGUUGCCUUUUUCUCUUUUAGAGUGUAUAGAUGGACUGUGCUGCCGGCUCACUGGACCGUGCUUUAUCAAGGGUUUAAACGAUCCCAGAGAGGCCAGGCCUGUACCAACAGCUAUGAGGAGGCCAACUUUUAACUGGAAAGACAUUAGCAGGUGAUGGAUGUGUAAGGUUUUGAGAGUGAGGACUAAAAUGACUAAAAAUAAGAAGCUGCAGUGGAUAAAUAAAGGAUACAAAAUGCAGCCUUCAAUAAACCACAGUUAUAAAGGGCACACAUGAGUGGGCCAGUUAAUGUAUAUACAGUCUUUGAAACAGCAUUCAGAUUUAUGACUUUUUGCUAAAGCAGAUACUUAACAGCUUUUCAAUCUUUUACCCAUUCAGGUCUUUAAAACCCUUUUUUAUGUCCAUCCCAGGUCAAUGAUCAUGCGGAGGAAGAGAACAGAGUCAGACAACUCUCUGGUGAGUGAGGGGCUAAGAGAGGCCAUCACUUCCUACCUCCAAUUGACAGAGGGCAGCGACAGCAGCUGGGACACAUGAGGAAAGGACCCUAACCCUGGACUGUGAGACAGAGCUCAGAUGGAUGAUAGUGCGCCCCUGUCUCCUCUGCAGCUUGAAAACAUUCUCGGAAGUGCUCACCAGCACACCCAAUCUGACUCCAAGGACAGCAGUGGAGAAUAUGAGAUGUGCUGAGACACUAAAAUGUUAGACGAUAUACUGAAAGACAUAUUUUUGUCUCCAAAGUGGAACCUGCAAGUCAGUGAGAUAAGAAUAAGAAGGACUUUAUUGAUCCCUGAGGGGAAAUUCAAUUGUCUGUCGUCUCAUUUGUCAUGUCUCUAAAGUCAUCUACUAUUUACAGAAGAGUUGUAAAGUCUGAUGGCUGUGGGUACAAAAGAUCGUCAGAAUCUUUCUGUCCUGCAGCGAAGAGAGAGGAGCUGUCCACCACUAUUGGCCCUUUGGUCCAUUAAGGUGUUAUGAAGUAGGUGAUCCAUGUUCUUGAGAAUAGUCUCCACCUUCCUCACUGUAGAUCUCUCCACCACAUCCUCCAGUGAGUCCAACUUGGCUCACAUUUAGUUUCAAGAAAUGAAUGUUUUUCUGACUCUAUCACUUACCAUUUACUGUAUCUCAAAAAUGUUAAGAUUUCUUUUGUGAGGAUAUUGUUGUCAUGGUUAUAUUAUUAUUGGCAUCCAAUAAAUGAAUAAGUAAGCUUGUGUAAGCUAUGUGAGAAAAUGAGAAACAUACACGAAUGUAACUUCAGAUGUGAAAGGUCGUGUCUAUGUUUUGAGUGUAAGCAUAAUAAACAAGAAGUUAUUAAUCCUUUUAGGC
Molecule: messenger RNA, 3639 nt
Organism: Xyrichtys novacula (pearly razorfish)
Lineage: Eukaryota; Metazoa; Chordata; Actinopteri; Labriformes; Labridae
Source: the annotation of a GenBank genome assembly